Molecule: messenger RNA, 6022 nt
Organism: Falco peregrinus (peregrine falcon)
Lineage: Eukaryota; Metazoa; Chordata; Aves; Falconiformes; Falconidae
Product: ras and Rab interactor 3
Exons: 26
Coding region: 453-5135 (1560 amino acids)
Biological process (GO): intracellular calcium ion homeostasis; sensory perception of smell; signal transduction
Cellular component (GO): membrane
Molecular function (GO): calcium channel activity; calcium, potassium:sodium antiporter activity
Source: RefSeq, a predicted model, not a curated record
GGAGCGGCCGCCCGGCGCCGCGCUGAGAGCGCAGGGGCUCAGGCCGGCUACUCCCACCUGCCGCCAGCGGCUGGCGGCGGCGGGAGGGAGGGGAGGGAUAAACUUUAAACUUGGCCGGAGCGGGCGGGGAGCCGCAUGGAUGCCGCCGUCCCUCGGCGCUGACUCGCCGCCCGCGGCACGCUGUGGGGCGGCCGCUGCUACCGGAGCGCCGGGCGCCGCCGCGCCGCUUCCUCCGCCGCCGGCCUCGGUGCGUGCGAGGCGCGGGGCUCGGCCCGGCCCCUGAGAGCCGCCCCGGCCUGCCGCCCCCUGCCGCUGCCCACCUCGGGCGUCGGGCAUCGGCUUCUCCCCGCGCUGCAGCCCGCCCGACAUGGAGCCGCCCGCGGGAAGCCGCCAGGAGUGAUCCCCGCUCCGCGACCGACCUGGCCGUCCCCUCGGCGCCUGCGCUUGCUCCCAUGGAGCGGGACGAGACGCCGCUCGCCCCCCCGAAGACCAUGCUGCUUAUGCUGAGGAAAGUUCGCAGGAGGAGGGAGAUGCUGCUGCAGCAGCUGGGCUUCAUCUGCGCCAUCCUCUUCUUCGUCUGGUGCAUGUCCAGCCUGCUCUCCAGACUGGGUCGAGAAUCAACUAUUGCGGACAGACGUGUUUUGCCUGAGAUAUGGAGGAAUAGAAGGUUAAUGGCAUCACCUAAUGGGACACAUGAACAAAAGAACUGUACAGAGCCAGCCAUUAAUGAAUUUCCUGAAGAUAUAUUUACAAAUAAAGAACGUCAGCAAGGAGGAGUUCUGCUGCAUAUCAUUGCUGCUCUUUAUAUGUUCUAUGCUUUGGCUAUAGUGUGUGAUGACUUCUUUGUUCCAUCCUUAGAGAAAAUUUGUGAGAAACUACAUUUGAGUGAAGAUGUUGCUGGAGCCACAUUCAUGGCAGCAGGGAGCUCCACUCCAGAACUGUUUGCAUCUGUUAUAGGUGUAUUUAUCACUCAUGGAGAUGUAGGAGUAGGGACCAUUGUUGGUUCAGCAGUUUUCAACAUCCUCUGCAUUGUUGGUGUCUGUGGACUGUUUGCAGGACAGGUGGUUUGUCUCACCCAGUGGGCUGUGUUCCGGGACUCUGUAUACUACACGAUAUCUGUGAUCAUACUUAUUGUUUUCAUAUAUGAUGAGAAAAUAGAAUGGUGGGAAAGCCUUGUACUCAUCAUUAUGUAUUCAUUCUACAUACUUAUCAUGAAGUACAACGUAAGGAUGCAAAAUUUCUUCAGCCUUAAAAGCAAGAAUGUUGGAAGUGGUGACACAGUUAACAAUGAGCUGGAAGAUGGUAAUAAAUGUUAUGCCUCUAGUUGUGAUGACCCAUCCAUUCCAUUACUAUGGAAAGUGAAGGGGAUGCAGCAGUAUGGCAAAAACAGUGUUGUGAUGGUGGAUGAGAUCAUCUGCUCCAGUCCCCCCAAAUACCGGUUCCCCGAAGCUGGGUUACGGAUUAUGAUUACAAAUAAAUUUGGACCACGCACCAGAAUGCGGAUGGCAAGCCGACUCAUCAUUAAUGAGCGUCAGCGGUUAAUCCAGUCUGCCAAUGGCUCAAGCAAACCACUUCAGAAUAGGAGACACGAGAAUAUGGAAAAUGGGAACAUCCCUGCGGUGAACCAAGAGGAGGAAAAUGAACAGGACAGUCUGACUCCCUUUUCGUUGCCAGAUGGAAAAAUGAACAAAGUUAAAUGGAUUUUGACAUGGCCGUUGAUAUUUGUGCUCUUUUGCACCAUUCCAAACUGCAGUAAACCACGGUGGGAGAAGUGUUUUAUGAUGACAUUUGUAUUAUCCACUCUCUGGAUUGCCUUGUUCUCCUACUUUAUGGUGUGGAUGGUGACUGUGAUUGGAUACACCCUUGGGAUACCAGAUGUGAUCAUGGGCAUUACUUUCCUAGCUGCAGGAACAAGCGUCCCGGACUGCAUGGCCAGUUUAAUAGUAGCAAGACAAGGCCUUGGUGACAUGGCAGUAUCCAACACAAUAGGGAGCAAUGUCUUUGACAUUCUGGUGGGCCUUGGCGUUCCAUGGGGUUUGCAGACCAUGGCGAUUGAUUAUGGAUCAGUUGUUAAGAUAAACAGCAAAGGACUGGUCUACUCAGUUGCACUUUUGCUAGGAUCAGUGGCACUUACUGUGUUUGGGAUCCAUGUAAAUAAGUGGAAACUUGACAGGAAAUUAGGCAUCUACGUGUUGUUUCUUUAUGGUAUUUUCCUGUGUUUCUCUAUAUUGAUAGAGUUUAAUGUCUUCACCUUUGUCAACUUCCCUAUGUGCCGAGAAGAGCUUUACCCUAUCAGAGAUACAAGCGAAGAGGCAAAAGAGACACAUCUCUGCCAGGCCACUGCUCUGCGAAACUGUCUCCCACUUCCAGGGAUCAGCAUCCUUGAUAAACUCAUCAAGACCUGUCCCAUCUGGCUUCAGCUGAACAUGAACCAGGAAAGGGCUGGAGCAAUACUUGACAAAGAAACAGCAGGGAUAUUCUUGGUUAGGAAAGACAGUAAUGUGAACAACAUGGUCCUUGCAGUCCGCCUGCCAGUGCAGAACGAGGCUCCCGGUGUGCUGGAGUACAAUAUUAAAGAAGAAAAAUCAAUCCUGUAUCUGGAAGGAUCUGUCCUUGUAUUUGAGGAUGUCUUCAAACUGGUUGCCUUCUACUGUGUCAGUAGGGAUUUGCUGCCCUUCACCCUGAAGCUACCACAAGCAGUAUUAGAAGCCAGUAGCUUUCAAGAUCUUGAAAUUAUCUCUAGUCUGGGGAUAGAUUUCUGGGAUUCCUCCUUAAACCACAGAAGAAGAGGAGAGGCAUUAUCCCACCCUGCUUUCAGCACUGCCCAGGCAGACAGCCUAAGAUCUACCCAGUGUUUUGCAAGCAGCACAAACCACUGCUCAUGUGAAAUUGAGCUGUCAAUAGGAAAUGACAGGCUGUGGUUCGUGAAUCCUAUUUUUAUAGAAGAGUGCAGUAAUUCUUUUCCCCCGGAUGUACCUCCUCCUAAAAGCCAUCCUGUGAGUGCCAAUCUUCCCCCUGCCACCACGCUCACUGAAAGGAGGUCUCCCCGCCGCCCCCCUCCACCUCCACCUUCUCAAGCUCUCAUUCAGAAAUCUCUGAAGUUCCUGCAGGACCCCAUGACUGCCUGUGAAGAAAACGAGCUGCUUCUUCAGCCACUAGGAAAGAGCAUUAAGGAAAUGAAAAUUGUGGGCAGUGACAAUAAAGAAGAAGAAGGGAAGCAGAGCUGCUCAGUCAGUGAGCCCUCGGCAGUGAGUCCCAAGAAGGGCUCCCAGCCCUCUGUCCCCCCACGGAGGCGGCUGUGUGAGAGGACCUCAGAGGAGGGCUGUGUGGGUAAGCCUGGAAGUUGUGAAACGCUGCGAGUGGAACAGACGGAAGAAAAACAAGACACAAGUACAGAGAGCAAAGAUAAAAGGUCGCUGUGCAAAAAGGCUGUAGAAAUGCCUGGGGAGGUUCCCGAAAGGACUGUAUCACAAUUUCAGGAAACAAAGCCCGAACCUGCAAAGAAGAAGGAGGACAUGCCUGGGAUACAAAGCAGUGCUAUUCAGCAAGGAAAGUCACCUCCUAUCCCACCACCAAGAAGAAAGAGGCUUUCCCAGGUACCAAAGAUCCCAAGCUCCUGCCAGUCAAAGCAAAGAACAGUGGCAGAGACUGCCACGGCGCAGGCUUUGUGCAAGAGAAGCCCAGCUACAGUGGCAGGUGGUGCCACUUGCACAAACACCAAGACUGAAUCAGGACAUGGCCGCAAAUCUGUCAGCUCAGCUGAACUGAAAGGUUCACACUCGUCCCUGGAAGGCCCGGGAGGCAGCACUGUAGCUCAGGCAUCAGCGUCUGAGCCAGACUCCUACUCCACCAGCAGCACAGAGGAUGACCUGGAGAUGCUGAGUAGCUCAUCUGGUAAAAAGACACGGUCUGUGAUCUUGGACAAGGCCAAGAACAGGCUGUCCUUUGCCAGCUUGUCCAAUGUCUUCACAGUCUUUUUGUCUAGUGACAGGAAGCUGCAGAAGAAGAUAGUAGAGUUGGCACAGGACAAGGAUUCAUACUUUGGCAACCUGGUGCGGGACUACCGAGUGUACAGUUUAGAGAUGAUGGCAAAGCAGAGCUCCAGCACAGAGAUGCUGCAAGAAAUCCGGAUGAUGAUGACGCAGCUGAAGAGUUACUUAGUGCAGAGCACCGAGCUGAAAUCUCUGAUAGACCCAACCUCCUAUACCGAGGAACAGUUAGAAGUGAUUGCUGAGACGGCUUUGUACAAAUGUGUCCUGAAACCUCUAAAAGAAGCCAUUGAUUCUUACUUAAAAGAAAUCCACAACAAAGACGGAUCUUUACAGCAGCUAAAAGAGAACCAACUUGUGAUACAAAACACAACUACCACUGACCUAGGUGUCACGACCAGUGUGCCUGAAACUGUUGUGCUGGAAAAGAUCCUUCACAAGUUCACAACCAUGCACAAGGCCUACUCCCCAGAAAAGAAGAUUGCCAUCUUGCUGAAGUCCUGCAAACUCAUCUAUGACUCUAUGGCUCAGGGAAACCCAGGGAAGCCGUACGGUGCAGAUGACUUCCUGCCUGUGCUCAUGUAUGUGUUGGCCCGCAGCAAUUUGGCUGACGUCCUUCUGAAUGUGGAGUAUAUGAUGGAGCUCAUGGACCCUGCUCUGCAGCUAGGGGAAGGCUCCUAUUAUUUAACCACCACCUAUGGGGCACUGGAGCACAUCAAGAACUACGACAAAAUCACUGUCACACGGCAGCUGAGCAUGGAGGUGCAGGACUCCAUUCACCGCUGGGAGCGACGGAGGACACUGAACAAGGCCCGGGCUUCCCGCUCAUCAGUGCAGGACUUCAUCUCUGUUUCCUUUCUGGAAAUCGGUGCUCAGUCAAGGACACUUGCUUCCCGGAACGACACCACAGCUGAGCAGCUGAGCCAGCAGUGUGCCGAAAAGUUUGAAGUCUCCCAUCCCAAGGAUUAUGGACUCUUUGUUUAUGUUGAUGACCAGUGGCUGCAGCUGGACAAAGACGCCCUUCCUCACCAUAUCAAAGCCUCCCUGCUGAAGAGUGAAAUCAAGAAAGAUUUCCAUUUUAUUUAUAAACCAAUAGAUCAUAAAGCCCCACCAGUUCCAAUUGUCAAAGAGUCAGACUUUCCCUAAGGGCCAUGCUGCUCUUCUGUUGUGUUUGCUGUCAUCCUGGAAGGGCUGGAGAGUUUAUCUCAUGACAUCCUCUGGUAUCUGCAGACCUCAGAAAAUCUCUGGAGCAUGGCCUUCGACACAGGGCAGAUGUGCUAAUUGUAGAUGCUGUCUUAAUACAGGGCAUUUCUCAGCAGAGUUCAUUUGCAGAAAUAAAAGGAGCAUUCAGGAGAACAUUCAUCCUUUGGAAAACUUGAAGUAUGAAACCUCAGAACCUCCCACUGGCAAUGUCACAGAAUGUAAAUGGACAGUGGAGAAAAUCCAGAGAUCUUGCCGAGAAGGGGACUUUUACUCCAUAAUAAAUUAUGGCAGGUGUGAAUCAUCUCUGUGCACAAGGCCUGUGUCUGCACACACCUCAAUGCUAUCUGGAGGUAAGACUACAUUUAUGCCUUAUAGUAUCUGUUCACCCAGUUUGAAUAAAUUGAGUCUUAGACGUCUAAUGUAUUCAGUGGCAUAGGGUUGCCUCCGGUAGCAGAACUCCAUCUCUGUCUUGCUGUCUACAACAUGCCAUUGCCUUUGAAAUUCACACAAUUACAGACCAUGUAAGAUGAUCCUGUACCUUCACUAAAAAUACAUUUUCUGCCGUCUAUUUGUCACUGAAAUCAGGUAGCUUAGGCAUUUUCAUCAAUGUAUUUUUCUUAAAGAUUGAAAGUCUUCACCGCCAGUUUUACAUGUACAGCAGUUUUAAUCACAGUGGUUGUAUGAUAGUGUCAUUGGUUAUUGUAUAUUUAUUUCCAUGUGUGAUACAGUGCUAUUAUUUUAAAAUAAGUGUUUGUAAAGAACUUAAUAAUUUUCCCAGUGUAGCAAACCAGAUAAAAUAUGAAAGUAAAAAAGAGCUAGAAUUAAAUAUC